Messenger RNA from Emiliania huxleyi CCMP1516, 1833 nucleotides. RefSeq lists its product as hypothetical. NCBI's taxonomy places the organism in Eukaryota, Haptophyta, Isochrysidales, Noelaerhabdaceae. The record is from RefSeq and is a predicted model, not a curated record. The coding region runs from base 1 to 1833 and encodes 610 amino acids. The transcript has 2 exons.
AUGGGCGCCUGCGGCUCCAAGAGUAGCGUCAGCGUCGUCGAGCCCUCCUCACCGAAGACCGUCCCGAAGCCCUCGGAGCUCGAGGUGGCUACGGCAUGCCCACCCUCUCCCGCUUCUGACUCCUCAGAGCCAUUUGUGACGAGCGAGGCCGAGCAACCUUCGGAAGAGCACCAGGGAGCGGCAGAGGAGAUCGUGUCCUCAGCGGUCGCGAUGGCGGUCAACGAUGCCGUCUUUAGCGAGGACACUGUCGCGACCGAGUCCGCCGCCUUCGCCGCCGACACCGCCGCCGAGCCCGACGCCACUGAGACCAACGCCACCGCAAUAUUUGGCACCGAGCCCGACGCCGAGCCCAUCGCCGCCGCCCCCGAGGCAACGUCGGCCGAAUACACACAAGAUUCGGAGGAUGCCGUGGCCGGCGCCGCGGCGCCAGAGGCGCCAACUGCAGAGGAGGCAGCAAAGACAGAGGAGGCAUCGGAGGGGCCAGCGACGACAGCGGAGGCUCUCGAGGAGCAAGUGGCGGAGACGCCGGAGGCUCCCGCCGAGGCGGCAGCGGCGUCUUCACACGAGGCCGAGGCUCUGCGGCCCGAGGAGUCAGCAGCGGAGGCUGCUGAGGCGCCGGAGGAGGCCGCAUACAAGGCGCCGCAGCCCGAGGAGCCAACGGAGGCUGAGGCGCCGGUGGAGGCGACGGCAGAGGAGGCGGCGCAGCCCGAGGAGCCAACGGAGGCUGAGGCGCCGGUGGAGGCGACGGCAGAGGAGGCGGCGCAGCCCGAGGAGCCAACGGAGGCUGAGGCGCCGGUGGAGGCGACGGCAGAGGAGGCGGCGCAGCCCGAGGAGCCAACGGAGGCUGAGGCGCCGGUGGAGGCGACGGCAGAGGAGGCGGCGCAGCCCGAGGAGCCAACGGAGGCUGAGGCGCCGGUGGAGGCGACGGCAGAGGAGGCGGCGCAGCCCGAGGAGCCAACGGAGGCUGAGGCGCCGGUGGAGGCGACGGCAGAGGAGGCGGCGCAGCCCGAGGAGCCAACGGAGGCUGAGGCGCCGGUGGAGGCGACGGCAGAGGAGGCGGCGCAGCCCGAGGCGGCGCCGGAGGAGUCGGCACCGGAACUCGAGGCGCCGAAGCCCGAGGAGGCGGCGGAAGCACCUGCAGAGGAGGAGGCGCCGCAGCUCAACCUGUUGCAGUCUUUCGCCAAGACGGUGAGCAAGCUCUUCUCGCCGCGCUCCGAAGGGGCGGUCGAGCCGGAAGCGGUGGCUGCUGAGCCGGACGUGGCCGCCGAGACGGACGGGGCGGAGGAGAAAUGCGACGAUGCGGUCGGCGCGGAGGUGUCCACCGUGUCCCCGCUGGUCCAGAUCGUGUCGCCUCGCACCUCGAUCCUCAAGGCGAGCGGCUGGGUGCAAAACUCCGAGUCCUUCCUCUCCAACCAGACGUCCGAGGCGAGCUCCGAGUCCGAGGCGGAGAGAGCGCUCGACAGCGCGCGGGCGGGCGGCGAGUUUGUGAUGCCCUUGCCGGAGCCGGCAACGUUGCCAGGCCCAUGCGGCGCCGUGAUGAAUGUGCUGCGCGACACUGGGAUGCAGACCACGAAUCGGCUGUACGAGCUCGUGCAGGACCGCUACCCCGGCGUGGUGCCGCACAAAAAACACCUCAAGCGGAGGGUCCUGAUGGACGCACUGAGGAACAAGGUCAUCAAGGUGCGCGCCACACCGGAGGCUCGCUUCAAAGACCACUGGGCAAUCCGGAGGCACGGCCAGAUUCGCGCCGCCUCCUCGCGCCGGAAGAGGUGGGGAUCGCCGAAGCGCUCCAGAGGACCGAACCACAACAAGAACCUGCCCGCUCUCUCGUAA